AUGGCAGAUUGGACAAUAGAUCAAGUUGGUGAAUGGUUGAUAGAAAACGGUUUUGAAAAUAAUGUAAAAACAUUUAAGGAUAAAAAUAUUGAUGGCUUGACCCUAAUGAGAAUGAACGAUGAUAAUAUUUCACAAAUGUUAUGUAUAUUUGAUGAAGAUGGAAUUAUUGAAAAACCAACAACUGAAGUAAAAACUAAAUUUAAAGAAAAAUUAGAGGAUUGGAAAGUAAUGGUUGAAUUAGAACAAAAUAAACAAGUGAUCAAUAACGAAAUAGAAAAAUAUUCAACUAGAAUGUCUGCUUCUUCACCAUCUAUUAAGACAAGGGAUUAUUGGAUGGAUGAUGAAACUUUUUCAAAUAUGGGUUCUAUGGAAGAAAAUGAAGAAAAAGCAAAGUCUGAUGAUAUAUUAUCUUCCACUUCCUCCCUUUCGAAUGUGUCAUUCGAUUUAAGUAAGAUCGAUUCAUCAAAACAAGAGAUUUUGAAAUUACCUUCCCCAACAAUAUCCCCUGAUAAAGAUCAAAUAACUGACAUUACUACUAGUAUUGAUAAAACAAAAUAUUUAGUUAAUGAUAAUAUUCAUAUUCAAUUCUUCAAGAAUCCAAAAUUUGGUACAUAUCUAAUAGAAUAUUUACAACAAAAAAUAUCUGGUGUGAAAAUUAAAAUUGAACAAUCAUCAUCCAUAAAUGAUGAAUUAUUUUCAUCAUUCAACUACAUAUUAUAUUUAUCAGGAUCAAACCAAGACAUUGAAUCUACUUACGAUGAGAUCAACAACUUAUUUCAAACUAUAAAAAUAAAAAUAUAUAAAUCACUUCGAGUUAGAACAUGGUUACGCAAUCCAACAGCAGUUAGUAUCAUACAAGCAAUAAUGGAUAAUGAAAAUAAUCUAUUUACUGUAUGUCAAUCAAAUGGAAAAUAUAAUGAUAUUCUGAAAAUUUUCUAUUUUCAUAAUGAAAACUUUAAUUAUAUUCAAAAUAUUGAUAAUAUUAUUCAAAGUUAUAUUCGAAAAAAGAUUAUUACACUACCAUCAAUAGUUGACAAAAAUAUGAUAGAAAAAUCUAAAAAAAACACUAAACAUGAUACACAAUCAGGAUAUUCUACUACGUAUACAGAACAAUAUCAAAAUAAAUUAAAGGAAAUGAUAGAAAAUUAUAAUGAAGAAAAUAACAUGAUUUCUAUUAUUUUAAAUGAAAAAAUAUAUAAUAAAGUAAGAAAACAACAGAGUAUUCAUAUAUUUGGAUCUAUCAAAUUAGUUAAUGAAUUUAUACAAAAUUUUCAAAAUUUAGCUGAUAAAGAUACUUUUACAGUCUUCAAAUUCAAUCCCAUAACAUCAAUUCAAAUGGAAUAUCUUACAAAUAUUGGCUCGAAAGAUUUAAAAGUAAUAGAAAAAGAAUAUCAAAAAGAGAAUGCCAAAAUACGAAUACGAUAUGAUGAAUUUUAUGCACCAGAAAAUCUUAAAAAUGAUAUUGAACUUAGUAUGAAUACUUUAUUAUCUUCAUUAGAAUCAAUUACAUUUGAAUGUAUGCCAUUAUAUUAUGAUAUAGCUGAUAAAGAAAUUUUACAUUUGAAAAAUAUUGCACAUAAAAAUCGUUGUGGUUGUGAAUUGAUAUUAAAAAAGAAUUUAAAAUUAUAUAGAAUUCCAAAAGCUAUAGAAACAUCAUCUACAAUUAAUUUUGUUUCAAGAUCACUUAUUAAACAAUCUGAAUUAUUUUGUUCUUCACCUGUAGUUAGUCAACAAGCAAAAUCAUCGAAUGGAUCAAUUGAAGUUCUUAUUGGUGAUAUAGCAGUACAAAAGGCUGAUGUGCUUAUUAUUCCACUCGUAUCAUACGGAUUAAAACAAAGUCUUAUUGAGCGAGCGGGUAAUAUCAUAAGACAAGAACAACAAGUAGAGAAAACCGAAAAAGAUAAAAAUUCAAUUCCUUUCUUCAUUGAAACAACAGCAAGUAAUUUAACGUGUAAAAUUGUCUUAUUUUCAAACUGGUCACCAUUAAAAGCAGCGACGAACGAUGAUAAUUUAGUCGAACAUAUACGAAAAUUUAUUUCGAAAUCAAUUAAAUAUGUCAUUAUGAAAAAUGAACAAUCGGAUAUAAAAAUUGAAUCAAUUGCAUUUGCAGUACCUGAUUCAUGUAAAAACGAAAAUAUUUUAGCUGAAGAAAUGAUUCAUGAAACCAAGCAACAAAUUGAAUUAAUGAAAUCACCAUUAAAAAUUUCAUUUAUUAUAUUACCUGAUCAACAAACAUUGUAUCAACAAUUUUUAACAGCUAUUCAAAAGGUGCAAUCAAAUGAUGAUGUUUAUGCGGUAUUUUCCUGUCCAAUGUCAACUAUUACAGUUAAUUUGAUUUCAUCCAAUAAUGAAAAUUUAACAAAAUGUAAAGAAAAAAUAAUGAAUCAUAUAAAAAGAUCUAUGGUUAAAAUAAAAUUAGAUGAAUUCAAAGAUUGGAAUCAAUAUAUGAUCAAUGUUUUCUAUAAAUAUUGUUAUGAUAGAUGUGUUUUACUAAAAAUAGAUGAUGAUAAACGAAUUCGAUUAAUUGGUCCAAUCAAUAAUGUUUAUGAAGCUAAACAUAAAUAUCUAUUGACAAAUGCAUUAAUACAAGAAAAAAUACAUAUACAACAAUUAAUAAUUAAAAUACCACGAUCGAGAUCGAUCAUUCAACCUCAAAGAACUGAAAGUAUAUCAACUUCUGCGUGUUACAAUAUAAUGUUAAGUUAUUGUCAAGAAGAUUCAACUAUAUCUCAUCAUUUAGGUGAUCGUCUUAUUGAUGAAGGUUUUUCUGUAUGGAUUGAUUUGAUUGGAUCUAAUGAUAGUUUUUUACAAAUUAAUAAAUCUGAAUGUAUCAUUCUUUGUAUCAGUGAAAAUUAUAUUGAAAAUAAAUUUAGUCAAAAUACAGUAGAAUAUAUGAAACAAAUGGGUAAACAUAUUAUUCUUGUAAAAGUUCAAAAUUGUAUUUUGAGUGAUUGGUUACAACAAUUAAUUCCGAAUGAAAUAUAUUUUCAAAUGUUUGGAUCAGAAAAUUAUUUUGAUUUACAAUAUGAUAAAAUACUAUUAAAAAUUUUACAAUAUACUCAACCUGGGUAUUCUUCUUUACUUCAAAAAACAUCUCAUACAUCCAUUAUAUUACAACAGGAUGAUAUCAUUAAAUCUCAUCGAUAUUAUAACAUAUUCAAUUUUCUAUUGACACAAAAACAACGAGAGUCAAAUUAUCAAAAAUAUGUAACGAAAUUAAUGAGCUUAAAAAAAGGAAAAAUAAAUGAAGAUGAAAGAAAAAUUCUUAUUAAUGAACUUGAAGAAAUUAUUCGUAUUAUAGAAGAUCAAUGUAGACAAAAUAUUAAAGAACAGAAAAAAUCUCAUUAUUCUUACGAUGAUGAUCAAUCAAAUUUACAAACUUUAGAUGAUGAUGAAUUAAAAGAAGAUGAAUUGAAAACACAGAUUUUGUUUGACUCAGGAAUAUUAUCUUAUCAAUACAUGUUAAAAAAAGCACUAGACUUGAAGACAAAACAGAAUAUUCCACCAUGUACGGUAUCUGGUGAUAUCAAUGAUGCACCAUUUCCAAUGAUAGAUGAAGUUUUACGAAAUCCAAAAUUAAUAAUUUCUACAAGAGUAAAUAGAUUCCAAUGCGGUAAAUUCGAUUCUGAUUACUACAAACGACGAUGGACCUUUAAUAAUCGCUAUCUGAAAUCUUGGCGGAAACCGAAAAAAAAAUCUUCACAACAUUUAAAUGAUGAUAAGCCAAAUAUUCAAACAAUAACAAAUGAAACUACGAGUUCUCAUUCUUCUGAAAUGGCAGACAAAGACAGAAUAAGAAAAUUUCAAGAUUUUGGAGAAUCAAGAAAAACAAUCAAACAUCAAGUAUUAGUCAAAAAAGACUUGCCAAAGAAAAGUACUUAUUCAGAACAGGAAAUAAUGGAGUUUCGCAAAAAAUUUGUCCAACAAAUGAAAGAUAAUGAAAAUGAAUUGAUUAAACUUUGUGAAAAUAUUAACUUGUUACGUAGACCAUCAAAACAGCGUAUAUAUGCUAAUUUGAACGCUAUGUUUUCUUUAUCUACCGUGUCGGAUGCGAAACAAAAACCCAUUAAAGCAUUACAAACUCAUGGUUAUCGUGAAAUUCCAUUAAAAUUUCCCUGGAAUGGAGUAUUUGAUGCAAGUGCCUCGUCAUUGGUACAACAAAAUCUAUCAGCUUUGUUUUUUUUCGAAGUUCCACAAAAAAAAUAA
Rotaria sordida is the source of this 4206-nucleotide messenger RNA. The record is from the annotation of a GenBank genome assembly. NCBI's taxonomy places the organism in Eukaryota, Metazoa, Rotifera, Eurotatoria, Philodinida, Philodinidae.